This is a messenger RNA of Strongylocentrotus purpuratus (purple sea urchin), 483 nucleotides long. RefSeq names its product adhesion G-protein coupled receptor D1-like. Gene Ontology annotation, biological process: cell surface receptor signaling pathway; adenylate cyclase-activating G protein-coupled receptor signaling pathway. Gene Ontology annotation, molecular function: G protein-coupled receptor activity. Lineage: Eukaryota; Metazoa; Echinodermata; Echinoidea; Camarodonta; Strongylocentrotidae. The coding region runs from base 40 to 483 and encodes 147 amino acids. The record is from RefSeq and is a predicted model, not a curated record. Gene Ontology annotation, cellular component: membrane. The transcript has 5 exons.
UCGUUGACAGCUGACCGGGUUAUAAUUCAUGCCAACUUGAUGGUCGCCAUUCUGUUUGUCGAUAUCAUCUUCUUUGCCGGCAUCAAUCCUAUUGAAAUUGAGUAUGCAUGCAAGGCAUAUGCCUUCAUCCUGCACUACUUCUCCCUAGCAUUGAUGUUCUGGAUGCUUGUCGAAGGUGUACACCUCUAUCGUCAAAUCAUCCAAGUUUUUGACUCUGGUAAUCCUCGAACUUGGGUUUAUGGAAUCUUAGGAUGGGGUGGUCCAGCCGUGAUACUCAUCAUAACUGGAGGCGUAAAGCAUCAAAGCUAUGGCUAUGAACGAAGUUGCUGGCUGAAUCCAACAGAUGGGACAAUCUGGGCAUUCACUGGCCCGGCUAUUGCAAUCGUACUCGUCAACGUAGUUAUUCUCCUACUGGUUGUAAAGACAGUUGUGUCUGCAUCUCGAGGUCAACUUGACAACGAUAAGAUGAAGCAAAUCAAGUAA